This is a messenger RNA of Pyrus x bretschneideri (Chinese white pear), 812 nucleotides long. Its product is annotated as zinc finger HIT domain-containing protein 3. Gene Ontology annotation, biological process: maturation of LSU-rRNA from tricistronic rRNA transcript (SSU-rRNA, 5.8S rRNA, LSU-rRNA); box C/D snoRNP assembly; snoRNA localization. The record is from RefSeq and is a predicted model, not a curated record. The coding region runs from base 109 to 540 and encodes 143 amino acids. Lineage: Eukaryota; Viridiplantae; Streptophyta; Magnoliopsida; Rosales; Rosaceae. Gene Ontology annotation, cellular component: nucleus; pre-snoRNP complex. The transcript has 7 exons.
AAAAAAAAAAAAACCUAACUUUAAGGUUACAAAAGGGUUUAGGGUUUUUGUCACGUUAGCUUCUGUUUGGCUCCUCAGAAAGUAAUUUUCUCAGAAACUUUCCUUGAAAUGGGUCCUCGAGUAGUGUGCCAAGUCUGCAACGAAGCACAAUCCAAAUACAAGUGCCCCUCCUGCCGCGCACCUUAUUGUUCUGUGCCCUGCUUCAAGAAGCACAAGGAAAACCCAUGCGCUCUUCCAGUUUCUUCCGAGGAAAAACCACCAACUGCAGCUCCAGAGCUACUGGUAGAGAGGCCAUUACUUGUGGAGGAACCGAGCCAAGUGCUGCAAGGGCCGCAACUCGAGGCGAUAGCUUCUUCCAGUGAAAUUCACAGUGCUUUGAAAGAUGAGAACCUUCGGAAACUCAUUUUGAGUAUAGAUUGUUCUCCAGAUGCAGAGAAGGAACUUGAGAAAGCUAUGGGCGUGGACGCGUUUCGCGUAUUUACUGACAAGAUCCUAUCUACCAUCGAGACAUCUUCGUCUUCAGCAAAUGCAAACACAUGAAAAUAUUAUGCUGUCAUCUUGAUCUUCUUCCUCUAGUUUCAAGCCCUUCGUUGGCCGAAGAAUUUUGUAAUCGGGUUCAAAGUUGAAACCAUGGAAAGAUUAAUUUGCAAUCGCCAAUGUAAGUUGAAGAAAAACACUUAUACAUAUAAACAAGUUAGUGUCAGAAUAUAAAUUUCUCUCCGAGUUUAUAUGUUUGGCUAUCAAUCCUCCUGUCUGGAGAAAACUACAACGAAUACAAUCCCGAUAUAUUUGUUUUGUAUAUGUAAUUUUAU